AUGGCUACGGCCGAGGUUUUGGCGUUCCCAGGAACAUUUCUGGGAAGCGCAUGUGGUUGGAGAACAACGACCCAGCCCUCACCGACUGGCUGGGAUGAACAAGAUACAACCAUCCGCCUGGGCAUGAUUGCUCGGGCGUGGUUGCAAGCUAGGCGCCAUGCUACGACUCGAUAUACCCUUCUCUGGAGGAACUCUCACUCAGCUCUCAACAACCCCUCAUCUCCUCUCACGGUGCCCGAAUGCGCCCCGCGAUGGUCUCGACGCUUCGCCCCUCUACCCGAACCCUCGGAUGCGACCGACAUCGUUAUGGACCCCACCGCUACUGACGCCUGCGCCAGCCAACAUUCUCCCACAUUGCUGUCAUCUUUCCCUCUGCCUCCAACAUCCACCCCGCAGGAGCGGCGGAGGCGCAGCCGCGAUGCUUUCUUCGCCGAUCCGACCCAGGAAUUCGAGGUUGACUUCUCUUCCGAGGACGGUUUCUGGCAAGCUGCAAAGAAGAAAAAGAGCGCUGCUGCCAAAGCUGCCGCUAACAAGCCUGCCGAGACCAAUAACAACAACAGCAACGACGACGACGGCACCAAGAAGAACGAUGAAGGCGGCGGCGAUGAUCAGGGUGGCGACGCUGGCAAGAAUGAUGGCAGUGCCGGUGGUGCUGGCGGGGACGGCGGGGACGGCGGUGAUGGAGGGGAUGGAGGCGGCGGCGGCGGCGGCGGCGGCGGCGAGCCUGACCCUGUCGACGACUGGGGCAGCUUCGCACCCGCCAAGAAGAAGAAGGGGAAGAAGGGCGCUGCGGCAGACCCUACCCCCGAGGAGGCACCCGCCGAUUCCUUCCAGGAAAUCAAACUAGACGAUCCAAACGUGGGCUCGGGCGGGCUCGACAUCAAUUUUGGCACCACUGACACCAAAACAUCAUCCUUUGGCACGUGGGGCACCAGUUGGACCACAGGAGGGGCAUGGGACUUUUCCAGCACCACCAAAGACGCCGCGCCCGCUGAACCCAAGGAGGACGACAGUGCCUGGGGCAUCAAUCGCCCAAAGCCCAAAAAGAAGGGCAAGAUUGGCUUUGGGUUUGGUGAUGUCGACGAAGUCGCCGAGGAACCCCCGGCGACAUCUCCCCCAGACGAAAAGAAAGAAGACAUUGGCUUCUCCUUUGCCACGGCUGCUUCUAAAAAGGAUAAGAAGAAGAAGAACAACCCUUGGGGGGAUCCGGAGCCCGAGCCCGAGCCUGACCCAGCCCCGAUACCACCUCCAGCUCCCGACCCUGAACCCGCUGUCGACGACUGGAUGGGCACGACAACGACGUCCAAGAAGGACAAGAAGAAGAAAAAGAAGGGCGCGGCCGAGCCAGAACCGGAGCCGGAGCCGCCUGCUCCAGUGCCAGUACCUGAUCCGCCGAAGGAAGAGGACGACAUUUGGGAUAGCUGGGGGACUGGGAAAAAGAAAACGAAGAAGAAGGAGGAACCGCCGAAAGAACCAGACCCACAACCUGUACCGGAGCCCGAACCCGUGCAGGACGAUGCCUGGGGCUCGCCAGCUUCGAAGAAGGACAAGAAGAAGAAGAAGAAAGGCGCUGCUGCGGAGCCGGAACCGCCACCUCCUGUGGUGCCUGAACCGGAACCGGAACCCGAACCUGUGCCAGAGCCGGUGCUGGAGCCAGAACCCCCAAAGGCGGACGAUGAUUUCAUGAGCGGCUGGGGCACUACUGGCAAGAAGGACAAGAAAAAGAAAAAGGCAUCGAUUUGGGACCCCCCCGAGCCGGAACGUGCCCCUGAGCCGGAGCCUUCGCCCCCGCCCCCGCCCCCACCUGAGCCAGUGCCAGAGCCGGAACCGGAGAAGAAGGACGAUCCUUGGGGUGCCCCCGUAGCCACUUCCAAGAAAGACAAGAAGAAGAAGAAGAAGGGCGCUGUUGAGGAACCCCCGCCCCCACCUCCGCCUCCGCCUGAACCCGAGCCUGUUCCCGAACCCGAGCCGGAGCCUGUCAAGGAAGACGCCUUUUGGGACGAUUUCGGUAGUAAGAAGGAGGACAAGCCGGAGCCAGAACCCGAGGUUGACAUUUGGGGGACAGCUGUCACUAAGAAGGAUAAGAAGAAGAAGAAGAAGGGGGCCGAUCCGGAACCUGAGCCAGAACCCGAACCCAUCCCGGAGCCGGAGCCGGAGCCUGCGCCAGCGGCCGCCGAACCUAGUUCUUGGGACAUUUGGGGUGCCGUUAGCUCUAAAAAGGACAAGGAUAAGAAGAAGAAAGGUAGCGAAGCAACCCCCUCAGCCAACAACGCCACAAGCAAAGUCUUUGGAACCUCUGGAACCGACUGGAUGAGUGCAUUCGGCCAAAAGACUGACGCGAAGAAAGGUAAAGCAUCGGCCUUGGUUGAUUUUGGCCAGGACGAUGCGCCCGCGGGAGAAGAACCACCACCUGCAGCUCCAGAAGUAAGCGACCCCAUGGCCGAGGAUGACUUUUUCAGCUCCUUUGGAAAGAAGACCAAGAAGAAAGAGGCAACUACUGACAAAACCUGGAAGCCGGACGCCAUUGAGGAGCCUGUGGACAUAUGGGGCGCAGCCUCUUCGAAGAAGAAGAAGGACAAGAAGUCCAAGAACGUCCCGGUCGAAAUCGUCGAGGAAGAACCCGCACUGGAAACCGUGCAGCCGGAUUCUGUCGAAGAGACCAAGGACAGCAAAGCCGCCGACGAUCUGGACAUCUGGGGAACGUCUUCGAAGAAGAAGUCAAAGAAAAGCCGGAAGGACAUACUUGCCGACCCUCCGCCACCAGCACCGACCCCUCCCAUGGACUUGACUGAGCCUGAAGCAGAACCUGAACCUGAACCGGAGAAGCCGAAGAAGGAGCCCAAGCUAAGUGAGAAGGAGCUGAAGAAGCUCGAAAAGGAGAAGAAGAAGGCCGAGAAGGAAGAGGCUGCCCGCAAGGCCCAAGAGGAGAAGGAGGCGGAAGAGCAGGCGAAAAAGGAAGAGGAAGAGCGCAUCGCUCGCGAAGCGGAAGAAGCCGCAGCUGCCGAGGCCGCCGAGGCCGCCCGCCUUGAGAAGGAGGCGCUUGCUCUCGCCGAGGCAGAAGCGGAGAAAAUCCGUGCGGAGGAGAAGGAGCUCGAGGCUCUCAUCACGAAGAAGGCGAAGCGAGGGGGUAAGCUGCUGAAAAAAGACCAGGCUGUAUUCGACCGCCUGACCAAAGCCGCCAACGAGCGCGCCGAAGCGAAAGCUGCCGCGGAGGAGAAUGCGGGUGACGACGCGCUGGCAGCACUGGAGGCUGAAGAAGCCGCGGCGCAAGCGGCUAAGGAAGAAGAGGAGCGACUUGCGCGGGAAGCGGAGGAGCAGGCUGAGCGGGAGCGUCAGGAGGCGGAAGCGGCUGAAGCUGCAGCAGCGGAGGCGGCGGCGGCAGAGGCGGCGGCGGCAGAGGAGGCGGCGGCGGCAGAAGCAGCGGCGGCGGCAGAAGCGGCAGCAGCCGCCGCAGCAGCUGAAUCUUCCAAGAAAAAAUCGAAGAAGAGCGCCAAGGCCGAGAAGGAGUCCAAGUCCAAGUCCAAAUCCAAGGCGAAGGAGCCCGAGCCCGAGCCAGCGCCCGAACCGGAGCCCGAACCGGCGCCCGAUGCAGGUGGGGCCGACCUGGACGACGCUAUGAAUGAGCUCAGUCCCGAGCAGAUCGAGGAACUCCUUGCUCCUGAGGCCGAGGGCGCGAAGCCGUCGAGCGACGCCUUCAGCUUCUGGGGCGCAAAGAAGCCUUCCAAAAAAGAAGCUGCCUCGAGCGACUGGAAGGACACCUUCUCAUCUUCGACCGCCGACAAUGUCAUGAAAUCGUCCUCCGCUCGCAAGGCUAGCAAACUCGCCGACCGGCUCAAAGCCUUUGAAGCGCCCGUCGAAGAACCCGAAGUCGAAGAAGCCCCACUCGCGCCCCCGCCACCUCCAGAGCCGACGAGGGAGGAGAAGAAGCGUUCCAAGCGGGAUAAGGACAGAUCGCUCGUCGAGCCCGUUGAAGAAGCCAGUCAUCCCAGGAAGCACAAAUCUGAGCUUCCCGGGUCGUUCCCCGAAGAUGACGACGAGAUUGUAGGCAUUAUCGACAUGUCUCCGGGCAAGAAGAGCAGCAAGAAGAGUAAGAAGAGGUCAAAGGAGGAUGUCCCACCCGAAGCACCACCUCCGCCUCCCCCUCCACCUGCGGUUCCCGACGCGCCUCAACCUUUAACGCCGCCGCCCGACGAUGCGAAGCCCCUCAAGAAGGAGCGCACCAAGAUCAACCGCGAGGGCUCUGCCUCCUGGGGUAUGUGGAACGCCGCUACGCCCGCUACACGUGACAAGGAAAGGGAGAAGGAGAAGAGGCCCUCAAGAACCACGUCCGAACGCAAGUCGAGAAGGUCGCCUACCGAAAAAGAAGAAAAGGGCUCCUCCAAAGGAUCAGCAUCAGACAAGGCCGAACGUGUAGACAGAGCGAGGGAGGCCCCGGGCCGGCCCAAGCUCAUGUCCAUGUUCAGCACCCCACCUGUCUCGCGAUCCACGUCGACCCGAGACAAGAGGCUCGGUGCCAGUGCAAGGCCUUCGCGACGCCAUUCGUACGAUGUCGGCGGCCUUGCCUCCCCUCCGCCGGAGGAAGCGCCUCCUCCGAUGGCAUCCAAAGCUGCCAAGAUCUUUGGCGUUGACAAGUCCGCGAGCAAGCGUCGCAGGCGCGCUCCAGAGGACGAAGAUAUUGUCAUGGUGGGCGCCAAUGGCGAAGAUGUCAGCCCCACCAAGGAGCAACGGCGCCGGCGCACCAAGGCUCCCAAGGACGAGGACAUUGUCAUGGUGGAUGGCGACGGUCCAGCGGAGCCCCCGCCAUUGUCGCGCAGCAACUCGACGGCGAAGAAGGGGUUCGGCGCCAUGUUUAGUGGUUUCAUGACACCAAAGGCUGAGCGCCCUGACCCGCUGCAACGGCGGAACACGUACGCAACGACGGACGACGAGGCAAGACGUGAACGUCGCCAGCGGAGCGCUGCUGGUGACCGCGAAGCAGGCGAAGCGCCCGUGGACGAUGACGAUCGCGAAGCCCGACGCGCAGCUCGUAAGGCCAAGCGCGCCGAGCGCGCCGAGAGAGAGACUGCGGAGCGGGCCGCUGAGGAAGCGCGGCAAGCCAAGGACAAGGCGCGCCGCGAGCGACACCGCAAACGUGAGGAGGAAGCGGAGGCACGGCGUCACGAAGAGAAGGAAGCGAAACGCGCUGAAAGACGUGCAGCUCGCCAGCGCGAGGAGGAAGUGAAGCGUGCGAGCGCUGACGUCGGCGCUGAUGCCGGCGCUGAUGCUGAUGCUGAUGCCAGACGAGCUGAGCGCAGACGCCGUCGCAAGGAUCGUGAGGCUGCUGCCGCUGCUGCCGCUGGAGAGGCCACGGAAGCUGAGGCAAGACGUGCUGCGCGCGAUGAGCGACGUCGCGCCCGGCCAGUCGAGGCAUCUGAAGACGAGGAGGCAAGAUUGCGACGACGCGAGGCAAGACGUGCUGCUCGCGCGGCUGACGAAGACAACGGCCAACAUCGGAGCAGCCGACACCGCUCCACGCAUCCAUCCCGUCGCAAGGGCGAGGCCAAGCCAGCGUGGCCCCAUUCCGGUACAUCUUCCUGGGUCAAGGAGCACUCAGAUGCGCCCCCGCCGCCGGAAACCGAAGACGAAGCCAGGCGCGAGAGGCGUGAGCGUCGUCGACGAGCCAAGACGGAGGAUGCCACGGCGGACGAGGGCGACGACCGUCGCCGCCGCGCUCGUCGGGAGGAGCGGGAGCGGCGCAACGGCGCGGCGCCAACGGGGGCGGGUGGUUCGGAAGGCAGCGAUGAGCGGCGGCGGUCUCUCUACGGGGGCGGCGGCGCGAGCGCAGCCGCCGAGCCGGCUCCGCCUCGAAGCAGCUGGUGGAGGAAGAUCACGGGUUGA
Molecule: messenger RNA, 5877 nt
Organism: Verticillium dahliae VdLs.17
Lineage: Eukaryota; Fungi; Ascomycota; Sordariomycetes; Glomerellales; Plectosphaerellaceae
Exons: 5
Coding region: 1-5877 (1958 amino acids)
Source: RefSeq, a predicted model, not a curated record